GGGAGUGGCAACGCUUCCAAGGUUACGAAGACCUCUGGUGGGAGAGGUGUUCGGGCUGGACUCACGUUCAGCAAAGGUGGGGUGGCCAUCACAGGAUCGGGCCGCAAGAAGCGCAAAAACUACCCCGUCUCCUGGGGCUGCCCCACCGAAAAGAUGAAGAUGAAGAAGAGGGUGCUCUGCGUCUACGACGGGCCCAGGCGGCUGUGGAAGGACGACAUGAUGCUCGACCAGGAGUUCGAGGUCCGCAUGAAGCUUCCAGACGGCAAGUCGUACGUCACCGACUUGGACGUCCAGACGCUGAAGAGGGCUGAAGCAUUCCACGGCGCUACACCCGAGGAGCGUGGCCCCUGGGUGCCAGACAACAUCAUGGGCGCCCCUGCGACAUCUGAAUUAGAGGGGCUCAUGCCAUGA
Aaosphaeria arxii CBS 175.79 is the source of this 411-nucleotide messenger RNA. RefSeq lists its product as uncharacterized. NCBI's taxonomy places the organism in Eukaryota, Fungi, Ascomycota, Dothideomycetes, Pleosporales. The record is from RefSeq and is a predicted model, not a curated record. The transcript has a single exon. The annotation marks the transcript as partial.